CGCAACAAUCUUCUGGAAGUCAUUGAGUGCAAUUGAGUGCCAUUAAAGUCUAGACCAUGGCCGAACACCCUUCCUUUACCCUUGCUGGUCUUUUGGCGGCUGGCGGAACCGCCGGCUAUCUGCGAACCCGGUCAACACCCUCUCUCGUCGCGGGGCUAGGACUGGGCGUUUCGUACGCCUAUGCCGGCUACCUUCUCAAGACCAACCAGGACUAUGGCGCCGAGCUUGCCCUCGGAAACAGCGUCCUUCUUACCGGAUCUGCUAUCCCCCGGAUAAUCAAGACGGGAGGUAGGGCACCAAUUCCUCUGGCACUUGGUGCUGCUGGCGGACUGGCGACGUACUACUACCAAAAGAAGUAUCGCGAAUUUACGUAUGGCGUUUAGAGGGAGUUAUGAUAGAGGGAAAGUUUCGGCAAGACAGACUCGCAACUUCUGGUCACCAGUGUUCACUUGGAGUUCAAUACCAAAAUAUACCAAU
Fusarium vanettenii 77-13-4 is the source of this 477-nucleotide messenger RNA. RefSeq lists its product as uncharacterized. The record is from RefSeq and is a predicted model, not a curated record. NCBI's taxonomy places the organism in Eukaryota, Fungi, Ascomycota, Sordariomycetes, Hypocreales, Nectriaceae. Gene Ontology annotation, cellular component: membrane. The coding region runs from base 57 to 383 and encodes 108 amino acids. The transcript has 3 exons.